Molecule: messenger RNA, 1585 nt
Organism: Myripristis murdjan (pinecone soldierfish)
Lineage: Eukaryota; Metazoa; Chordata; Actinopteri; Holocentriformes; Holocentridae
Product: tripartite motif-containing protein 16-like
Exons: 2
Coding region: 78-1544 (488 amino acids)
Molecular function (GO): zinc ion binding; protein binding
Source: RefSeq, a predicted model, not a curated record
GUGUUGGAUCACAGCUCAACUUUUAUGGUUUCAGAGGAAGUGAAACUGUGAGACGUUCAUUGUCACUGAGAAGUGAAAUGGCGCAGAGAGGAAUUCAACUGGACUCGGCAAAAUUCUGCUGUUCGAUCUGUCUGGAUCUACUGAAGGAUCCGGUGACUGUUCCCUGUGGACACAGCUACUGCAUGAGCUGUAUUAAAAGAUUCUGGGAUGGAGAGGAAAAGAGGAAAAUCCCCAGCUGCCCCCAGUGCAGACAAACCUUCACACCAAGACCUGUCCUGGGGAAAAACACCAUGUUAGCAGAAAUAGUGGAGGAAAUGAAGAAGAUGGGACUCCAAGCUAACAUCUGCUCUCGUCACGAUGAGGUGAUGAAGAUUUUCUGCCGCACUGAUCAGCAGUGUAUCUGUUAUCUCUGCUCCAUGAAUGAACAUAAAGCCCACCACAAAGUCUCAGCUGCAGCAGAAAGGACCAAGAGGCAGAAAGAGCUUGGGCUGAGUCGUCAAAAAAUCCAGCAGAGAAUCCAGGACACAGAGAAAGACGUGAAGGUGCAGGAGGUGGAAGCUAUCAAUUGCUCUGCUGAUAAAGCAGUGGAGGACAGUGAGAAGAUCUUCACUGAGCUGAUCCGUUUGAUUGACAAAAGAAGGUCUGAUGUGAAGCAGCAGAUCAGAUCCCAGCAGAAAGAGGAAGCAAGUCGGGCUGAAGAACUUCAGGAGAAGCUGAAGCAGGAGAUCGCUGAGCUGAGGAGGAAAGAUGCUGAACUGGAGCAGCUCUCACACACAGAGGACCACACCCAUUUUCGACACAACUACCCCUCGCUGUCACGUCUCAGUGAAUCUACACACUCACCCAGCAACAAUAUCCGUCCUCUGAGCUACUUUGAGGAUGUGACUGCAGCUGUGUCAGAGCUGAGAGAGAAACUACAGGACCUUCUUAGUGAGGAAUGGUCCAAGAUCUCACUGACAGUGACUGGAGUGGACGUUCUCCUGCCACAACCAGAGCCCAAGACCAGAGCUGAAUUCUUACAAUAUUCAUGUCAAAUCACACUGGAUCCAAACACAGCACACAGACGGCUGUCAUUAUCUGAGGGGAACCGAAAAGUGACACUAACAGGAAAAGAUCAGUCAUAUCCUCCUCACCAAGAAAGAUUCACUGGAAGGUUUCAGGUCCUGAGUAGAGAGAGUCUGACUGGACGUCAUUACUGGGAGGUGGAGAGGAGUGGGUCAGGUGUUUUCAUAGCAGUUGCAUACAAGGAUAUUAGAAGAACAGGGAAUGGAAGUGGAUUUGGAUGCAAUGACAAGUCUUGGACAUUAGAUUGUCAUUACAAUCAGUUCAUACAUAACAGCAUCAAAACUCCCACAUCAGUCCGUGUGUCCUCCAGAGUAGGAGUGUACCUGGAUCACACAGCAGGUAUUCUGUCCUUCUACAACGUCUCUGAAACCAUGACUCUCCUCCACAGAGUCCAGACCACAUUCACUCAGCCUCUCCAUGCUGGAUUUAUGGUUUAUUUGGUCAGUGGAGCCUCGGCUGAGUUUUGUCAGCUCAAGUAGACAGGAGUUAUUAAAGCAGCAAAAUGUAAGUUUCUGUUUUU